AUGUUGGAGUAUGAGCUGCUACACUACGGGUCAAGGACGAUGCAGAGUCCAUCAGAGCGCGGAAGUGUGAGAUGUGAAUGCGUUGGUGUGAAGGAAGGUGGAUCCGGUGGGAUUUGGUGUGAGGCGGUGGUGCUUGUGGCUGGGCCGGAGAGCGUGCAGCCUCAGAAUCAUGGGGCUCCCUCGCAGGGGAUGCUGCGGCUCCGUGCCCUAUUCGGGGAGAAGUCCCACGGUCACUCGGGGAGCCUGGACUCCUCGCUGCCCCGUCCGGCCGCAGUCUUCCCCUUUCCCAUGCUGGAACUCACUCGAGAGGGGUAUCUUCAUCUCAAGACUGUGAUAAUUGAUGGCAAGUUGGCUGGACCAACCUUCAGUCUCAUCCAAGAUCAAGAACUCACUCGAGAGGGGCAUCUUUAUCUCUUUAGCUCUGCUACUCUGGUAUCCUCUGCAGCUCUGAAUGAACACCCUUGGAUAGAUCUUGGAUGUGACUCGAGGCUGACUGGAUCAUCCUUCAGUCACAUCCAAGAUCUGUCCAAAGCUGUUAAUUCAGAACUGCAGUGGCUACUCAAAGCAGAUGCUGACACCUUCCAGAAGCGGCUUCACCACUUGGAGGUAUUUCCACCCUUCCCCAACGCAUAUGUUGCUCGUUUACAGGAACUCCAGGAACAACCUACAGCACGUCCAGAUGAUCGACCCAAAUCAGAGGAGUCGAAGGGAAGCAUUGGGGCGGAGGAGGAGGAGGAGGAGGAGGAGGACGGGAAGGCAGAAGGGGGAGAAGACGGAUCGAAGAAAGAGGGAGGAGACGGUGGGAAGGAGGGUGGUGGACACGCCCCCCGGCCGAGUCUGGGGCUCAGCCGACAGAAGGUGGAGGAGGAAUGGGCGAAGGCGAAGCGGGACCUGGAGACCGACGACGACCUGGACGAGCUGGCCGACCGUCCCUCCGAUCUGAAGAAGAUGGGAGAGUCGCGUCGACAGUCGUUCGGGGGAUUCCUCAGGCCCGCGGCUUACCACGGGAUGACUCCCUCACGAGCUUCUUUCCCGCCUGCAGUGGGAACUCUUCCGGAGAUGUCCAUGCAUCAGCACGCGAUGCUGAGGAGAGGAAAUUCUGCCGAGGGAAUCACCCACCCGCGACUUCCCACCACCCACUUCUUCGACGCUUCCAAGACGUUCGCUCACGAGACCCUCAGGCGUGCGCGCUCCCUCCGAUCUCAGGGGUCGAGAGAGAAGCCGCCGAGUCUUUCGUCGCAUCACUCACCCGGAGAUGCGUUCUCGCAUCAUCAUCAUCAUCAUCAGGUCGUGCCCCUGGCCAGCAACGGGAACGUUCGUUGCGGUUCUCUGGAUUCCCUCAGGGAAGCGUACGACAAGGACAAGCUCCCCGACACCAAGGAAGAAGCUAGCGAUUUGAUGCGCAGCAUCACUGCCUCCUUGGAGCAGCGCCUGAAGGAUCUCAGGGACCGUGGGAGGGAGAAGAGAUCGGCAGAAGGAGAGAGCGAGAAGAGGGGGAACGAAGAAGUACCGAUGGAGAAGGAGGAAGAGGAAGGGGGGAGGGGAGGCAGGGCGAUGGAGGAAGAGUGUAAGAGAGAAGGCAGAGACGAGGAAGGAGAAUCGUUUCAGGAUCCCAGUCUCCACCGUCUGCGUUCUCCACCUGCCGUCCCUGAACUCCAGGAACAACCUACAGCACGUCCAGAUGAUCGACCCGAAUCAGAGGAGUCGAAGGGAAGCAUUGGGGCGGAGGAGGAGGAGGAGGAGGAGGAGGACGGGAAGGCAGAAGGGGGAGAAGACGGAUCGAAGAAAGAGGGAGGAGACGGUGGGAAGGAGGGUGGUGGUACCCCGGGGAAGAGGAGGCCGUCGAGGAUCCCCGUGCUGGGACGCGGGGGGAUCGGGAUCCAGCGGUCGGACUCCUUCGGGAAGACGACGGCCGUGAGCGUGAAGACGGCUGCGAACCUCAUCAGCCUGCUGUCGCAGGGCGGGGGAGGGAGGAGGAGGCCCGCGGAGCACGCGGUGAAGCUGGACGCGAAGACGAGCGUGAAGGAGCUGAGGGAGAAGUUCGAGAAGGGGGUCGCGGCGGGGAACCCGGGGAACAACAAGAGCAAGAGCAGCAAGAAGGCCCAGCGGCGGGUGAAGCGGCGGCACACGGUCGGGGGGACGAAGGACUUCGAGGUCCUCCGACGGCUCUUCCAGCACGCAUACGCCACGUCCCGCAAGACGUGGGAACCGGAUCAGGGACUCAAGGCGUGGCUGAGUCGGGAGCAGAUGCGGACCAGUUCCCCCGAGCUCAGCCCCAAGGGUUACAACAGGUGGCAGGAGCGGAUCCUCCAGCGGGACGGUUUCCCCCAGCGGGACGGUUUUCCUCAGCGGGACCCUUUUCCCCAGCGGGACGCUUUUCCUGCCGCCUUCCUCUCCAUCCCCGUGGAAUCCAAAGUCUGAACCGAGGGGGGUUCGUCGUCUUUUCCGCCGCCGAUUUUGGGUUCGGGGAUACGUGGUCUUUCAUGGAAUAUGUCUUCGUUCCCAUUGCUCAAUUUAUUGUUGACAGAGAGAGAGAGAGAGAGAGAGAGAGAGAAAAA
Molecule: messenger RNA, 2558 nt
Organism: Darwinula stevensoni
Lineage: Eukaryota; Metazoa; Arthropoda; Ostracoda; Podocopida; Darwinulidae
Source: the annotation of a GenBank genome assembly